Messenger RNA from Spirometra erinaceieuropaei, 393 nucleotides. NCBI's taxonomy places the organism in Eukaryota, Metazoa, Platyhelminthes, Cestoda, Diphyllobothriidea, Diphyllobothriidae. The record is from the annotation of a GenBank genome assembly.
AUGUUCUCUGCCAUGCUGAUGGACGCCUACCGCGACGAACGCUCCGGGAUCCGCAUCGCCUCCAGGACGGACGGUUACCUCCUGAAUCAACGGUGGAUGCACUUCCAAUCGCGCUUAUCCACAACCACCGUUCACGAACUUCUCUUCGUCGGCGACUGCGCCCUGAACACCACCUCGGAAGAGGAGAUUCAACGGGGCAUGGACCUGUUCUCCGACGCCUGCGAGAACUUCGGUCUGGUCAUUAACACACAGAAGACAGUAGUGAUGCACCAACCGCCACCCAACUCAGACCCAGUCCCCAACGCGCCGCCGCAAAUCAGCGUGAACGGAACCCAACUGCAAGUGCUGGAGAACUUCCCGUAUUCGCGGAUACUUGGCUCUGUGAUCAUCUGA